AUGCCGUCCUGCGCCGCGCCUAAAUACCGCUAUUCUGCAUUGCAAGAUGGUCAUAUCCGCCUACUUCGACUGAUGCCAAAUCAAGACGAACAUGCCCCGAUACAAUGCCAACUGUUUCACUACCAUCUCCUUGACUCAGCGAAAGGGACUCACCUUUACGAGGCUCUAUCAUAUGUGUGGGGUUCUCCAAAAAAGCCACGGUUUAUUGUCACAAAUGAAGGUCACCUACCCGUCACGGAAAACUUAUACGCGGCAUUAUCACGUCUCCGAGAUCACUCUCUCCAACGAGUCAUAUGGACUGAUGCUAUCUGCAUUAACCAAGGUGAUAUGAAAGAGCGGGAGCGCCAAGUUCAAUCUAUGGCAAAGAUCUACGCUGGAGCUAACCGUGUAAUCGUGUGGCUUGAAGAAGCGACAACAGGCUGCGGUCCAGUGGAUAAAGAAGCCAUAAGAAAUAGUCAUCACGCACUAGAAGAAUUGGGUGCUGCUGCCCGCGGCGUCCCUCCGAAGCCCUCUGGUGACGAAACAAAGCAUCAAGCAGUCCUUUCGCUGCUGCAGCAUUCUUGGUUUCGGCGCAUCUGGGUGCUGCAGGAGGUUGCCGCAGCUAGGCAUGUUUUAAUCAUGUGCCAUUCUACUGAGAUCGAUGGAUACGCGUUCUGCUUUGGUUUACAAGCACUCAAUCUCGACUCUGAAGAUGCACACCUGCAAAGUCGAAUACGUUCCACGAUCUACCUCAUAAAGGGUGCAAUCUUCCGGCCCAAAGCCACGGUUAGUCAUCCAGACAGGUUCUCUCUCCAUAUACGCCCUCUUGGCGAGCCCGUGGACAUGUAUCACAAUCGAGAUGCUACCGACCGCCGGGACAAAAUCUAUGCCUUGUUAGGCAUGAGCUCUGACAUCCCAGUUGGUCUAUCGCCUGACUACACGAAAUCGUGGAAAGACAUCUUUUAUCAACUUAUCAAGUCUUUCAUGGGCGAACGAGCAUCUGUAGAAACCUGCGACGAAGACGAAAUUGCGGUGAUCAAGACCAAGGCUUCUGUUCUGGGGGAGAUCAAGACGCCGGGCAAAAGUACUUGGGAUGAGAGACAGAGUGUGGAUGUCGCUCUGAAAAGGAUAUCUGGCUGUUUCCCAGAAUGGAGUGGCCGCUGGACUCUCCAAUCUUCGGCGAAGCCCAUUCAGGAGGGUGAUUUUGUUUGUCUUCUGCAAGGAGCACCGAAGCCUACUAUCAUCAGGCUAUGUGAGGAUUAUUGUGUUAUUGUCGCAAUUGCUGUUACCCCUACGGAUGACGAACGCGCUGAAGGAGCAGCUAUGGACUGGCCAAACCUCUUACAACGAAUAACGACUUUUCCCCGAGACGUGUUUCUUGUUUGGGACUGGGAAACGUCGCAAGAGAGGGUACCGAGUAGAGGAGAUUAUAAAUGCCUUUUGAGAAGCCGGGUAUCGAGGCAUGCGAAACCAGAUACAUGUUUAGACGGGGCGGCUAGACUAGCGAGCAUGGGGCUUCUACUGAGAGAUGUGGGAAAGUAUGAGGAGGCAAGCCAGAAG
Molecule: messenger RNA, 1539 nt
Organism: Fusarium vanettenii 77-13-4
Lineage: Eukaryota; Fungi; Ascomycota; Sordariomycetes; Hypocreales; Nectriaceae
Exons: 2
Source: RefSeq, a predicted model, not a curated record